Molecule: messenger RNA, 786 nt
Organism: Aphanomyces invadans
Lineage: Eukaryota; Oomycota; Saprolegniomycetes; Saprolegniales; Verrucalvaceae
Exons: 1
Coding region: 1-786 (261 amino acids)
Source: RefSeq, a predicted model, not a curated record
AUGGUUCCCUAUGGCACCCUCGGUCCUUCGCGUCGAUGCGUUCAGCACCCGCCGACGACCACGCGGUACCUGCCGUCGCAUUUGAUCCACGUCGCCGCCGUCAAGCCCACCUCGGACGUUCGCCGCCGCCAACUUGUGCACGCGCAACGCCGAUCGCGGAAGAAGGCACGCCUGGUCAAGCGGUUAGCCACUCCAGCCGUGCCACCCCCUCCUGGCUCUCGUGACCCCUCGCACGCUGCGACGUACCAUGCGUUCCUCACGCAUCGCUUCAUGGAUUACCUGGCGCUUGUCACCGAGUUCACCAAGUCACAAUGCCCACCGACUCCAACGCACAUGUUCACCAACGACGUCGAGUGCAAUGGAGUGUAUGGUCGGCGCGGUGUCGAGGCGCUAUGGAUCAAGUGGGCCGCGCUCUGUCCUGGCUACCGCUUUCUCGUUGUCUCGACCGACGUCGUCCAAGUCGAUAGCAAGUUCAACAUGCUCUUGCAGGUGAAGGUGGCUCUGUGCUUCCACGUUCGAGGCAAGGACCCGCUAACCCAGGACAACGUGCCCGUCGCACCAAGCAACGUUGUUGUGCACGGGGACCUUGUCGUGCACUUUGACGGCGCGACGGGUUCCAUCUCCAAGUUGGUUCCUUGCAAAGACUUGUCAACUCCUUCGUCAUGGCCGCACGAUACGCGCGACAGCAAGACGCCGCCACGCACACGCCCGCGCCGAGAUGCCGACGCGGACGACGUUCGAUCCAAAAUGUCGUUCAAGCGCAUCUUGCAUGCCGUUGGGGGCUAA